GAGGGUCGGAGGCGGCGGGGCUGUUUGCACUGCAAAGCCAGGAGAGGAUAUUCCCGCCGUUGGGUAGGAGAGAAAUUAUCCCGCCCCGCGGAGCGGUUCGGCCCGGCUUUUCCGGAGAGAGGCGGCCGUCCUCCCGUCCCGAGGAGGGGGACGUGACAGGUGGGACGCCCACAGGUAGCCGUGACCCUGGCUUCCAGGGUUCCUGGCGCUCUGGCCUCUGCGGCGACCGAGCUUGGACUUUAUUUCCUGUGGGGAUAGAACUCACUUCUAUUCACAUCAGAUGAAGAGCUCAAAGAGCCCUCUCUGCAGUGGAGUGUCUUCUCUGGCGUCCCCUGGCAUGGAUAAAAUGCUUCCCGCAGCCCCGGCCACGGCUGUUCAGCUUUCCUGUUGUGGCUGUAAAAGAGCUCUUCGGAAGGGACAGACAGCUUUUCAGAGGAAAGGGUCUGCCGAGCUUUUCUGCUCAAGACUGUGCAUCGGUGACCUCGCGUCACCUGCCGUCGCAGCAGCUCCUGUCAAGAGGAUGUGCUUAAACUGCUCCAGAGACAUUUUAAAUCUGAAGGAUAUGAAGAGUGUCCCAUUGGAGGAUAGUAGCUGUAACAAAAACUUUUGUAGCCAAUCUUGUCUUUCAUCAUAUGAAGAGAAAAGGAAGCCAUGUGGUACUGUGUGUUCUGACAGCACUUUAAAGUGCUGCGUGUGUCAGAAGACAUCUGCUAAACCACCCAGAAUACUUAGAUCUUUUCCUUGCAAAUCACUGAAACUGUCAGAUGAGAUGAUUGUGAUUACUAAUGACUUGGGGAGCAUAGAGGUUCUCUGCUCUGUUUGUUUUUCUUCAUACAACAGUGCUGUCAUGGAAUCUUCUCCAGUUAAUGUUUCCAUGGUGCACAGUGCUUCAAAAGAGAAUCUCUGUCCAAAGAAAUAUCCAAUUCCUGUUAUAAGCAAUAUAAUGUCAUUUGUAAAUGAUCAUGUUGACCUGCUCGUGAACACUGAUCUCUUACAAGGUACACUUUCUUCUGGACCUACAAAUGGUAUUAUAGACAGCUCGCGCAGUGAAUCCAGUGGCAGCAGUAUGGAGCAGCCACGCCUCCUCCCUUCCUCAUCUGGGCUCUUUGAAGACACCGCUGGUCGCAGUGGGGAAGCACAGAACGACCGAGAGGCAGGUCAGGAUUCUGCGUACAGCCUGGAGUCUGUGAAAGUGAAGGACAGACCGUGUUACUCCAAGUCGACAGCCACAAUACAAAACGUUCAAAAAGAGCCACAAAAUAGUAGAAAAGCGUGGCGCCCGGGUUUUCAGCCUCUGAGCACCAACACGAAGAAUGAUGUUGCAUUCUGCUAUUCUUGCCACUUGUUCUACCAGAAAAGCUUUAGCUGCCAGAGACAAACUUUCGCAAAAGGAACUACUGACUGGGAGAAAAUGCUGGAAAAAUUCAGAAAGCAUGAAGAGAGUGAAAUGCAUUUAAAGUCAUUGCAAUUUUGGAAGCAAUACCAGUUUCUCGACGGUCCACAUGACGAUUCAUCAGGUCUUUCAAAACAUACUGAAGGAAAUAAAAAGUACCUAAAGCUCAUCAUUGAAAACAUUUUAUUUCUUGGAAAACAAUGUUUGCUCUUAAAAGGAAAUGACCAGUCUAUUUCAUCCAUUAAUAAAGGCAAUUUUUUGGAAUUACUAGAAAUCAGAGCAAGAGAUAAAGGAGAAGAAGUGUUUCGGCUUAUGAGUUCACACAUUGACUUCUAUAGUAGUUCAGAAGUCCAGGAGGAGAUCAUUGAAAUAAUAAAGGCUGAAAUGUUACAGGACAUUGUGAGUGAGAUCAAUAUCUCCUCAGCUUUUUCAAUAAUAUGUGAGGAGAUAACUGAUGGCGCCGCAAAGAGACAGCUCUCAGUGUGUGUGAGGUACCCACAAAAGACACCACGCGCUGUCUUCGUUAAAGAAAGGUUUCUGGGGUUUGUCACUAUUGAGGAGAUGGCGGGGGCCCAUGUACACAGGCAUAUCAAAGCUUACCUGCAGCAGGUCGGAGUUGAUUUUAAUAAAAUAUGUGGCCAAGCCUACGAUAGUGCCACAAAUUUGAGGAUAAAGUUUAAUGAAGUUGUAGCAGAAUUCAAGAAGGAAGAACCAAGAGCUUUGUAUGUACACUGUUACGCACAUUUUUUUGAAUUAGCAGUGAUUAGUUUUUGUAAAGAAAUAAAAGAACUCCGAAGUACACUAACUACGCUCAGUUCUUUCUUCAACACUGUUCGUGUGUCUGGAGAAAUGUUGGCAAGUUUGCAAACCAUGUGUAAGCUAAGUCAAAAUAAAACUUGUGAAAGACACACCUCACAGUCAUGUUGGACAGCCCAUGAUCAUUUGUUACUGUCUGUGACGGACUGCCUUCCCGAGAUUAUUGAAACACUGGCGUCUGCAGCGCGCCAGGCCUCAGGCACAGCUGUGGCCGAUGAACUCAGUGAUUUGUUGGUGAUGGUUACCAAGUUUGAAUUUAUAUUUUGUUUGAAAUUUCUUUAUCGAGUGCUCAGUAUUGCAGGAAUUCUUUCAAGAGAGUUUCAAAGUGAAACUGUUGAUGUCUUUUCUUUGUUUUCAAAAAUAGAAGCAAUUUUGGAAUGUUUGUCUUCUGAAAGAAAUGAUACAUAUUUCAAAACUAUAUGGGAUGGAGCGGAUGAAAUAUGUAAAAAAAUAACCAGCAAGGGUUUUGAUGUUGAAAAACCCUUUUUUCAAAGAAGAAAAAUUCAGAAGACAGUAGAUCCUGGCAACUCAGAGCAUGUGUUCUUUCUUACUUCAGCAGAUGAACAUUAUAAAAAUAAUAUUUAUUACCAAGGUUUGGAUACUAUAUUAAAAAAUUUAAAGUUAUAUUUUUCAGAGUUUGAUUAUUGCAAAAUGAAACAAAUUUCAGAGCUGUUAUUUAAGUGGAAUGAACCAUUAAAUGAAGCAACAGCCAAACACAUCCAGGAAUUCUACCAGCUUGAUGCAGACAUUAUCCCUGAGCUCAGAUUUUACCGGCAGUAUGCAAGUCUCAACUUUGUCACUGAGUGUGGUCCCUUAAGUCUCUCUGACCUUGGCUGUUUGUUUAUUCAGCAUGGUCUCCACAAUAACAUUCCCUGUAUGUCAAAACUGCUACAUACUGCUUUAUCUUGGCCAAUUACUCCAGCAAAUAGUGAGAAGUCAUUUUCCACAUUGCCUCAUCUUCGAACAUACCUACUCCGCACCAAGGGACAAGAGAAGCUAAGCAGCCUGGCCCUGAUGGCUGUCGAGCAGGAGCUGGUCAAUAAAUUGAUGGAGCCUGAGAGACUCAGUGGACUCGUCGAAAAGUUUAUCAGUCAAAUGAAAGAGCCAUAAGACUUAAAACUUUUGCACCUAAUUAAAAGAAUUCUGUGGUUCUGUUGGAAUCCUGGUACAGUUUUGCUUUUUAGUUGUUCUUUUGAGAUAGGGUCUUGCUGUGUAGCCUGAGCCCGUCUUGAAUUUGUAAGCACUGUGGCUAACCAACCCUCUUACCUUCUGUCUUCUAAAGUGUCCCAGUUGACACAUUGUGUUGAGCACAUGAACAGUUAGCACAUUGCCUGAGCAAAUAGUUCACACCAGAUAGCAUUUCAAGUGCUGGAGGUCCAGCAGGGGGUGAGAGGGGCCUGGAGUCCAAAGGGAUGUAGAAAUCCAGUAACAAGUCACACAGAGCAGCCGCACUCCUGGAAUCUCACCAUGCUGUUUCCCCAGGACUGUAACUCAGUGGUAACACACUUGCUUAGCGUGCAUGAGAUCUGGGCUUCAGUUUCCAGCGCCCAGAAGGAAGUCCUGACUGCUAAUGAUUAUUUCCAUUUUUAUUUAAAAACCACUGCUGGGAAGCUAGUAAAUCUACAGGAGCAAAGGAUUAGAGGCCUAACUGGAAUAAGACCCUGGCACCAGCAGAGACAUGGAGUGGCUGUGAGUUUAACAUUUGAAAAACAGAGAGGGUGAACUAGGCAGUAGUCGCCCUUAACAUCUGCGGUAGCUCAUUCCAGGAGGAGAGAGAGUAGGGAUGUAGGGAGAACUUUAGCAAAGCCAGAUUCAGCUUUGGUUCUCUCACCCACCUGCCUCAUUUGAAGAAGUUUAAGCAGGUAGCACCUGACCUUCAUUCAGGAGCAGGAAACUCCAUAUUUUCAGAUCUGGGCUGUCCAGAGCUCCCGCUGAAUUCUGGGCCCCUAGUAGUCACAUGGUCAGUCCUGCUAUCUUAAUUCAAUCCCCAGGAAAAGCUGAAAGCCAGAGCAGAGGGAGCCCAGCCCCCAUGCCUUUGAGGCAGUUGCUGGAAGAGGGUCCCUUGAGUUUCUGUGAUAUAGAAGGGAUCUGGGAGAGGUGCCGUUUCCUCUGGGCCGGACACAGAGCAGAGCCUCCCAGACUGGAACCAAUUCCAUGGGAGCCACAAGACCCUAGAAUUGCUCUGUGAUCCGUCUCAGUUUCCCUUGGAAGCUACUGAACUGCACCCGCCCUGGCAAGUGCGUCUCCAGCCUCCGUGUCCUCAGGGUGGACGUGCGGUGGACAACGCCUGUCAGUUCAAGUCAUGGUCUGGUUCCUCCCAUCUUCAUGGACUGCACCGUCUCUAUUCCACCACAGCCCGGUUUGUGCCAGAAUUCGCUUAUCUCUCCUGUCAUCUCUGCCAGAGAUCGCUUGCUGUUACUAACCACCCAAUCCUCAAGAAAAAUCCUAGAGAUCCUUAGCUGUACAGAGAAGGCCAGCAUCUCAGGCUGGGACCAGCAAAAGCAUAGGCAGGCAAACAUAAGGCUGUCCUGCAGUGUGGGGCCCUGUGGCUCUCCGGCAUGCAAGAAGGGCCUCUACCACAUGGGUUGUAGGAAGGGCUGGCAGUUGGCAUAGCAGGGAAGUUAAGGGUAGACCAGCACAGCUAGGCCAUCAUGUACACCUCUCACACCAGCGAAAGCACCACUUUCUCUAGUCCUACUAAGAGAAAACACACCUUUAAUCCCAUCACUUAGGGAGGCAGAGGCAUGUAGAUCUCUGAGUUCGAGACCAGCCUGGUCUAGAAAGUGAGUUGAGGACAGCCAGGGCUACACAGAAAAACCUGUCUCAAAAUAUACACAAAAAAGCCACUUACCACUUAAAGCCUUUUUUAGGAUACAUGUUGUAGAAGUGGACAUAGGGAUUGAGGUUUUGUACUUCUUAAGCUUUAAUUAGGCCCUAGGCAUACUUUCACAUUACCACCAGCAUAUCUGUCUUUGUCUUACAUUGUUCAACUGUUAACUAUCAGUCUGCUUCUGAGUGCAUUAAGAGCUGCUUUUUGGGAAUAAAAGGGAAUUGACCUUA
Molecule: messenger RNA, 5269 nt
Organism: Meriones unguiculatus (Mongolian gerbil)
Lineage: Eukaryota; Metazoa; Chordata; Mammalia; Rodentia; Muridae
Gene: Zmym1
Product: zinc finger MYM-type containing 1
Exons: 8
Coding region: 281-3319 (1012 amino acids)
Molecular function (GO): zinc ion binding; protein dimerization activity
Source: RefSeq, a predicted model, not a curated record